Cordyceps militaris CM01 is the source of this 255-nucleotide messenger RNA. RefSeq lists its product as uncharacterized. The record is from RefSeq and is a predicted model, not a curated record. NCBI's taxonomy places the organism in Eukaryota, Fungi, Ascomycota, Sordariomycetes, Hypocreales, Cordycipitaceae. The transcript has a single exon. The coding region runs from base 1 to 255 and encodes 84 amino acids.
AUGCCCACUUGUGAAACAUUGCCUGGUGCCCACAAUGUUCGACGGUGUUUGACGGAUCUCGCUGGUGUGGGUGGCCACACGGUCUUCUCUCUCGUACCGCCUUCAUCGUGGGAUCCGAGACGGCGAGGCGCUCUCAAUGGUGACGCCCUGUGUGAGGCUUUCUUGUGCAUUAAGGAUCCGUCCAGCCUCGACGGCCGCUCCCCGGUCUUUCGCACAUCAUCCAAGUCUCUGACGGCAUCUUACAUGGCCCCUUGA